Messenger RNA from Trypanosoma rangeli, 900 nucleotides. RefSeq lists its product as uncharacterized. The record is from RefSeq and is a predicted model, not a curated record. The transcript has a single exon. The coding region runs from base 1 to 900 and encodes 299 amino acids. NCBI's taxonomy places the organism in Eukaryota, Euglenozoa, Kinetoplastea, Trypanosomatida, Trypanosomatidae.
AUGAUAGAUAAGCAGGGGCGGAUGCUUACAUUAGGCUCAGAUGCAGAUGUCAGUGCCUCGUGUUCCCCCCAAUAUAAAUUUGUGGACUCGGAGGAAAACGGGUUUCAAGAUUUGGUGCCGACUAGCCUCGCAGAACUGACUGCCAAUGAAGAGGUGCAUACUGCGCACCUCGUGGAGGGUGACUUCUUCCCUGAGGAAUCUUCUGCCCCUGCGGAACUGCAGAGCGGCGAGGACCGCAAUGAUGCAUCCACCAACUUGUUGCAGGAGUCAUCGCCCUUGUCGGCAAGAUCUCCACCUGAGAAAAGAGUGCCAUACGACAACAACGGCAAUACAGGGAGUGAGGUACGUUCUUUGUCGUUCCCAGAGACACGUCGUUCUGUAAAACGCGUGCGUUGGGCGGACGAAGUUGAUACUGGUAUGCCGUUGGUCAGGCGUGCCACAACGUUCCUUUUACUCCACAUAGACAAAGAACAACAACAACAGCAACAGCCACAACAAGUUAUUGACUUGGAUAAGGUGUCACAGGCUCUUUCUCCACCACCUGUGCUCCGCCAGGAGAAAAACGGCGACGGGAGGAUUUAUCUCUCAUGUAAGGCACUUCGUCCAGCUCGACGUUUUGUUCUUUGGAAGCGGAGCAAUGGGGCGAGUGACGCUGUCGCAGAAGAGUUCCCAUUUAAACUACAACCACCUGGAAGCAGCUCUACAAGACACACUGCCACUCUGUUAGCUGCUCUCCACCCUCCGUAUCAAGCGGAACAUGUGGGGCCAGCGGUGCUAAUGCGUAGUGCCACUAUAGCGCAGAGUGCAAAGAAGGGAGAGGCCCUCUGUGAUGGGGGGCUUCAGAUGCCAAUGGUGCGGCCUUCGCAGCUGCGUAACGUUCCCUUACAUAUUUUACUCUAA